GCCCUCCGAGGACGGUAGCAUGUAAGCCGCCCACCUAGCCGUCUGCUGGCUCCGACCCGGAUUGUCAUCUAGUGGGGCAGCCGUGGGAGAGGUUUUCGGACAUUUGAUCCCACGGCUGCUGAGAACGGAGCCGGAGCUUUUGCUGUGAAGUGUCUCGUUAUUAAUCACUGCCUUUAGAUGUGAUUUAUUACACCAACUAGGCUCAAGAAAGGGACAAAAAGAAAAUAGUGAUGCUGGGGGAAGGGAAAUCCAACAAUGUACCAUCAGCUUGAAGAGCAACCUAACCCUAGCCCUGGCCCUGGACGAGGCAAGGGCACACGAGAUGGCCACCAAAGCGGCGGAGACCCUACAGAAACCGAACACACCAAACACCGGCACGAAAGCAACGCCAGUCCACAGCGAAGUCGUCGAGGCCGAAUCCGGGAGCGAGGAAGAAGAAGAGGUCUUCCAUACCGGAAGGGCAAAGAGAGUCGACCGGGACGAGUGCGUGAGCUGCGGAGGCCAACACCAACGACAAAAUUGCAGAUUCAAGGACGCAAUUUGCCGGCGGUGCGAAAAGAAAGGGCACAUCGCACAGGCCUGUCGAGCCCCUCAACCGUCCCCUCAACCAUCCCGCCCAAAAUUCAAACCGGCCAAUCAGCAGAGCGCUGGACCGACGAAACGGCCAGGGAUUGGCCCAUCCAAAAGAGGCGCAAAAUUGAACCAAACAACUGUACGAGUGGGUCACGCAUCAACGCGACUAGAAAAGAAGAUAUUCACAUGGACGCACAUCGAAGCAGUGCCAUGUAAGAUGGAGGUGGACACCGGCUCGUCGAUCACGAUCAUAUCCUGGGACACCGUCGCGAGGAACCUGCCAGAGGUCGCGAAACGCCAGCUGCAAACCCAAAAGCUGAGAGUGGAAGUGACUGGGGUUCACAGCAGUGGAGUCAACCUAAAAGAUGAACUGCUGAAAGAGUUCGAGGACGUCUUCCAGGACUGCCUGGGCAAGUACGUGGGGACCCCUAUUUCUUUUAAUUUAGAUCCCCAGAUGGCUCCCAUUAGGUUAAAGGCUAGGUGGGUCCCCUUCGCCCUUAAGCCAAAGAUUGACCGGGAGUUAGACAAACUAGUAAACCAGGGCAUACUAGUCCCUGUCGACCAUGCCAAAUGGGAGACACCGAUUGUGACUUCAGUCAAACCGGAUGGAUCAGUCUGGAUUUGCGCUGACUACAAGGCAACGCUUAACAAAGUGUUGCAAAAGAGCGCAUACCCCGUUCCCGUAGUGCAACAUCUGUUACACUCGUUGGGACAAGGGCAGGUCUUCGCCAAACUCGAUUUGGCCCAAGCCUAUCAACAAUUACCCGUAGACAAUGACACAGCCGAGGCGCAGACGAUUGUAACACAUCGAGGCGCUUUCAAAUGCACUUGACUCCAGUUUGGAGUCAGCGUAGCCCCAGGGUUGUUCCAAAAUCUAAUGGAACGUCUGCUACAGGGAAUACCGGGGGUCGUGCCAUAUUUUGACAAUGUACUAGUUUCAGCAGAGAACCUAGAUGAGUUAGGGGUCAAACUACAGAAGGUCUUGGGCAUUUUCAGGUCUGCUGGACUUAAGGUCAAGCUCAACAAAUGCCAGAUAGGAGUUGAAUCUGUAGAAUUCUUGGGUUACCAAAUAGACAGAGAAGGCAUCCACCCCACGGAGAGCAAAGUGCGAGCCAUUAAAAAGGCUCCGGCUCCCAAAAAUAAGGAUGAGUUACAGGCAUUUUUGGGGCUUGUGAAUUUCUACGCGGUUUUCUUGCGAAAUAAGGCAACAGUAGCAGAGCCGCUGCACAAGCUAUUGGCAAAAAAGGCUGUUUGGACGUGGGGCAAGGUUGAGGCUAGGGCAUUCGAGGGCGUUAAGAACCUCUUGUCCAGUGAUAGCCUGCUAAUCCAAUACAACGGGACAUUACCACUAGUGCUAGUCUGUGAUGUGUCACCCUACGCAUCACAGACACCCUACAGGGGUAGACACCCUACGGGGUAGGGGCUGUCCUCAGCCAUAGGCUACCGAACGGAUCAGAAGCCCCCAUAGCAUAUUUCUCCCGUACCAUGUCAGCAGCAGAAAGAAACUACAGCCAGCUAGACAGAGAGGCCCUGGCCAUAGUUUCGGGAGUUAAAAAAUUCCAUGAAUACCUAUUUGGGCGACAAUUCGAAAUAGUAACAGACCACAGACCACUAUUGGGACUCCUGGCGGGGGACCGUCCAACUCCGGUUGCACUAUUGCCCAGAAUGACCCGUUGGACUAUCUUCCUGGCGGUGUACUUGUACAAAUUGUCCCACCGUCCGGGGAAGGACCUAGCACAUGCAGACACUUUGAGUAGAUGCCCCUUACCAGAGACGAUCGAAGAGCCGACCCCAGGGACGCCCAUUCUACUAAUUGACUCUCUAGACUCUGGCCCGGUCACUUCUAAGGAAGUGACUAGGGCAUCUUACAGAGACGUUGUCAUAAGGACUGUAAUCGGUUGGGUACAGAGGGGAUGGCCCGAUGCACCAGGCGAUCGGUUCAAAGACUUUACAAAAAAACGUUCGGAACUGUCGAUUCAAGGGGGUUGUCUGUUAUGGGGGGAUAGAGUGGUUAUUCCGGAGAAACUGCGAGAAAACGUAUUGGAACUGUUACAUAUGGGUCACCUGGGGAUUGUGAGGAUGAAAAGCCUGGCGAGGAGUUAUGUGUGGUGGCCACAAAUGGACAAAGACAUUAGCGACAGGGUAGGAAAAUCCCAGGCCUGCCAAGAGUCAAGGCCACUACCCCCAACAGCCCCCAUAAGGGAGUGGGAGAAACCCCAGGGUCCUUGGUCCAGGAUCCACAUAGACUUUGCGGGGCCAUUCCAUGGGCAAACCUUUUUAAUCGUGGUAGAUGCAUUUUCAAAGUGGCUAGAAAUCUUGCUCAUGAAAUCCACAACAGCCGAAGCCGUAAUUACAACAUUGCGGCACCUUUUAGUAAUACACGGGUUGCCCGACACCCUAGUGUCCGACAACGGCCCGCAAUUCACAGCUACCCAAUUCGAGGGGUACUUAGCAGAAGAGGGCAUCCGACAUGUCCUCUCGGCGCCUUUCCACCCGGCGACGAACGGACUUGCAGAACGACUCGUUCGCAGUGCCAAGGAAGUGCUAUCUAGAAUAAACCCGGUGAUUGGCAAGCCAAAAUCGAUACCUUUCUAGCGGUACAACACAGAACCCCCUGUGUAGCCACAGGGCGCAGCCCAUCAGAACUAUUGAUGGGUAGGAAACUCAGGUGUCCCUUAGAUCGAUUAAACCCAACAUACUCCCCUGACAGGUACCAAGGCAUCCAGGAAAAAAACCAGGGAAAUGGCAACGGGUGAUUUAGUGUGGGCACAUAACUAUAGUGAAGGCCCAGCAUGGCUUAAAGGAACAAUCACUGAGUAACAGGUCCAAAAUCAUAUAUAGGGGAUGGUCGAGUAUGGAGGCGCCACAUAGAUCAAUUAUGAAAAAGGGUACAAAACAAACCAGAAACUGCACAACCAGACCCUGACUACCAAAUAUUUGAACCAACAGCUAACUCAAACCCGCGGCGAUCGGAGGACUUAUCUGAACUUGAAGAAGUCCAGCGACGCCAACCGGCUCCUCCAGAAGACUGCAGGGACGACUCUGCAAGUAAUCCAGGGCCGGAUGGCCCAGAGGAGGAGCUGGGAGGAACAAACAGUCCCUCCGACCAGCUCGAUUCACUCCCAGGGAAUGAAUUGCGCAGGUCAGAAAGAGUUAGGAGACACCCUGUCUACCUGCGUGACUACGUGGAAAAAUAACAUGCAAAUUCCAUGCAAAAAGUGGCACAAUGCGUUCUGAGAGGGGAAGAGUGUUAUGUAUUUGAACUUUAGGAGGGAAGUUUGGGUGGGAACAAGCACGUUGCUGAUUGGCUGAUGCCUCAGCCAAAAUAGUAUUUAAAGAGGGGUUUUGCCUGUUGGUCUUUUGCUGGGUCACAAUAAACUAAAGAGCUGUUGUCACUUGUAUGGUCUCCUGCCUCUUCAUUGCCCAAACUUAACAUAUGUGUUUUACUUUUCCCAUACCACGUAAAUGCAUGCCACCCCAAUUGUAAGUCAUGUCCUUCUAAAGUCAAUAUUCUUUUGUUCUUCAAGCUUAUCCACUCUUUCACCCAUGUGAAUGCUGAGGCCUGGUAAUACAGCUCCCAAUCUGGUAGUCCAAA
Molecule: messenger RNA, 4168 nt
Organism: Ahaetulla prasina
Lineage: Eukaryota; Metazoa; Chordata; Lepidosauria; Squamata; Colubridae
Exons: 3
Coding region: 2059-3168 (369 amino acids)
Biological process (GO): DNA integration
Molecular function (GO): nucleic acid binding
Source: RefSeq, a predicted model, not a curated record